GCAAAGCAUAUAAGGGCAUUGCUUGCUAGGAGGCACGGUUCGGUGAAGCCCAAUGGGGCCACUAUCCUGGAAGGGAGUGAGUUUGACAUUGGAUUGGACAAGAGUUUCGGGUUUUCCAAGAAUUUCGCAAGCCACUACGAGCUUGGGGAAGAAGUUGGAAAGGGGCAUUUUGGGUAUACUUGUUCUGCAAGGGGAAAGAGAGGGAGCUUGAAGGGUAUGGAUGUUGCAGUUAAAGUCAUUCCGAAAGCAAAGAUGACUACAGCUAUAGCUAUUGAAGAUGUACGGAGAGAAGUGAGAAUACUACGUGCUUUAACGGGGCAUAGAAACCUAGUACAUUUCUAUGAUGCAUAUGAAGAUGAGGACAACGUUUAUGUUGUAAUGGAAUUAUGUAAAGGGGGAGAGUUACUGGAAAGGAUUCUUUCUAGGGGUGGAAAAUAUACAGAAGAAGAAGCAAAAGCUGUUAUGGUACAGAUUUUACGCAUUGUAUCGUACUGUCAUCUUCAGGGAGUGGUUCACCGUGAUCUAAAGCCUGAGAACUUUCUGUUUACAUCAAACGAUGAGCAUUCUCCUCUGAAGGCCAUUGACUUUGGACUUUCUGAUUAUGUAAAACCAGAUGAGAAGCUAAAUGACAUUGUUGGGAGUGCAUAUUAUGUAGCACCUGAAGUUUUACAUAGAUCAUAUGGAACAGAAGCUGACAUGUGGAGUGUAGGCGUUAUUGCUUAUAUUAUUCUAAGUGGAAGCAGACCGUUCUGGGCACGGACUGAAUCUGGAAUCUUUCGGGCCAUUCUCAAGAUCGAUCCAAGCUUUGAUGAAGCCGCAUGGACGACUUCGUCCUCUGAUUCAAUAGACUUUGUAAAGAGCUUGCUGAACAAGGACUACCGCAAGAGGCUAACUGCAGCUCAGGCUCUAUGUCAUCCAUGGUUGGCUGGUCAUCAUGAUGUGAAGAUACCUCUGGACAUGGCAAUAUACAAGCUUGUAAAAGUCUACAUACAUUCCUCAUCUCUAAGAAAAGCUGCAUUGGGAGCUCUGGUCAAGACAUUGACAAUACCACAACUGGCUUACCUCAAAGAACAAUUUACAUUAUUAGGGCCAGGCAAAAAUGGGUGUAUAUCGCUACAAAACUUCAAAACGGCCUUGGCAGUUUACUCAACCGAUGCAAUGAUGGAUUCUAGGGUCUUCGAAUUCGUUAACACGGUAAGUUGUCUCCAAUACAGGAAGAUGGAUUUUGAAGAGUUCUGUGCAGCAGCAAUAAGCGUCCACCAGCUAGAAGGAAUUCAAAGUUGGGAACAACAUGCUCGACAUGGCUAUGAGUUUUUUGAAAAAGAUGGAAACAGGCCUAUUGUUAUCAAUGAACUUGCCUCGGUAAUCUCUUGGAAACUCUUCUUAGAGCUGAGUUAGGCGCAAUAAGCGUUUUUAACAACA
Cuscuta campestris is the source of this 1422-nucleotide messenger RNA. The record is from the annotation of a GenBank genome assembly. NCBI's taxonomy places the organism in Eukaryota, Viridiplantae, Streptophyta, Magnoliopsida, Solanales, Convolvulaceae.